Molecule: messenger RNA, 849 nt
Organism: Didymella exigua CBS 183.55
Lineage: Eukaryota; Fungi; Ascomycota; Dothideomycetes; Pleosporales; Didymellaceae
Exons: 2
Coding region: 1-849 (282 amino acids)
Source: RefSeq, a predicted model, not a curated record
AUGGCGCUGGCAACCGCUUCUCGUUCGCUGAACGACGGGAAUGCGCCAACAAUCCACUCUCCGCCGCUCCGUCCUCCAGAAGCAGGCUCCUUCGGCCGCCCUUGGGCUGGCCGUUCGUUGAUGCGCGGGUUCUGUGCGCAGACAAGAGCGCGGCCCACUUCCCAGAGCCCCAGCGGCGCGCCGCAAGCUGGCCUCUGCGCAAGUACCUGCUCCCACAUGCAUGUCGUACGCAAGUCAAAUCUGCUGAGGACAACAUCAGCUACCGAACCUGAUGGAGUCAUGCUACACAGCAUCGUUUGGCUCCCAGCAAAAGUCACGUCGUCUCGUUCAGCUCGGGAUGGCUUCGUCAACUUUGGUACGGUACCCUUCCCCUUGGCUAGUACAGAGACUAUACACGAGCCGUCGCCGCGGCACACGGCUGCUCUCUGGAGUGAGUCCUUCCGAAACAGCGGGAGUCCUCUAACGUCGUCCCGGCUCGGUUGCUUUUGCUGCUGGGGAAGCCCUGUCAUCACAUCAGAGCCGCGCCGAGCUGCUCAGACCCUCUCCUUCACGCACAGUACGAAGCCUAAUUUCCCUGCCGUGAAAAAUUCUAAUGUCUCACAGAGUGUACCAGUCACCGCUUGGAGCAUGUUAAUGUUUACCGCUACUUGCUGCCCCUCCUUAAUCAAGUACUUUGUAUUCGUUGAUACUGGCCCACUACUGCUGCCCACCGCUCCUCCGGCUCCACUCUUAUUCGACGGGGAACUACGAACAACAACAACAUUGACGGUGGUGCUGCAUGGAUAUGAUCUCCCCGCGAGAAGAGUGCCUUACCAGAUUAAGGCCAUCUGCGCCGCGCGCUGCUUUUGA